Andrographis paniculata is the source of this 772-nucleotide messenger RNA. RefSeq lists its product as uncharacterized. The record is from RefSeq and is a predicted model, not a curated record. NCBI's taxonomy places the organism in Eukaryota, Viridiplantae, Streptophyta, Magnoliopsida, Lamiales, Acanthaceae. Bases 108 to 380 code for a protein of 90 amino acids. The transcript has 2 exons.
UACUACAUAUACUUUUCUUCUCCGACAGAUCAUUCCGAAUUUUCUCUCUCAAAUCAAGGGAGAGAGAAAAACACAGAGAGACAGAGAGCCAUAACCGUCCGGAGAAAAUGUGUCCGCUGCGAAUAAUUCUGAUCUUCCUCUCCGCUACCCUCGCCGGAUUCUUCGUACUCAGAAACCUCAAGACGCCGCUGCCGAAUUCUGAAGAUGAGAAAGAGAAAGUCGUCGGCGAAGAAUUUGAAUCCUCCAAUGUGGCCGUUCCCCUUUCCUCCAAGGUUUGCAGCGCGGUAGGGAAAGGCUUCUGGACUUGCGUGGACAUGGCGAGUGGAAGGUACUUGUGGAGGAAUUUGGUUUCUUCAUCCGCAUCUUCAAAAGACGAUUGAUUUGAUCGGUAAUCUUGUAAAUGACACUAUUAAUUGAAGACUUUGGUGGUUUUCUUGAAGUUGUUUUUGUGGUGUGUUAUCACUUCUUGAUGCUGAAUUCCUAAUAUGUUCAUUGUAGAAUUAUCCACGCGCUUUAUACAUGAGAAAUUCUAUGGCUCAGAGUUUGUGUUCUCUUAGUUAUUACCAGUGUCUACUAUUUAGGCACAAUACGUCGCCCGUUCUUUCUAAGAAACUGAAAGUAUCCUAAAAAAUGUAAACUUCUCUUCCAAAAACAAUGAGGAGACGAACAAAUUUGAUGAAAGGGAAGAAAUCCAAUUGAAUGGAAAGAAAGACGAGUUCAUGGAUUUCUUUUCCAUCUUGUAAUGAAAUGUUUCCUCGUGUAGGUUUCAAUC